Molecule: messenger RNA, 1623 nt
Organism: Dovyalis caffra
Lineage: Eukaryota; Viridiplantae; Streptophyta; Magnoliopsida; Malpighiales; Salicaceae
Source: the annotation of a GenBank genome assembly
AUGUCAAUCCUUCACGAACCCGCGUUUCAACUUUUUAGUUUCCAGGAAAUUGUUUUGAUGGGACAGGAAACAAGAAAACUUUCAGAUGAAUAUGAAGUUUCAGACAUUCUUGGAAGAGGUGGAUUCUCAGUUGUCAGGAGAGGGAUACUGAAGUCAAGCGAAGAUGGAAGGCAGGUAGCCAUCAAGACACUGAAAAGAUUAGGCCCAUCAAUUCCAUCAGGAAUUCCUAGGUCUAGUGGAGGCAGUGAGCGAAGCAUUGCUUCCUUGAACUUUCCGACAUGGAGGCAGGUUUCUGUGUCUGAUGCUUUACUUGCAAAUGAAAUAUUGGUUAUGAGAAAGAUAGUAGAGAAUGUAUCGCCGCAUCCGAAUGUGAUCGACCUCUAUGAUGUUUAUGAGGAUCAAAAUGGGGUGCAUCUAGUGUUGGAGCUUUGUUCUGGUGGAGAGCUGUUUGACAGGAUAGUGGCUAAAGACAAGUACUCGGAGGUUGAAGCAGCAGCUGUAGUUAAGCAGAUUGCAGAAGGGUUGGAAGCUCUUCACAGGGCUAAUAUUGUUCAUAGAGACUUGAAGCCAGAGAACUGUCUUUUCUUGAGUAAAAAUAAUGAUUCUACUUUGAAGAUUAUGGACUUUGGGCUGAGUUCUGUCGAAGAAUUCACCGAUCCGGUUGUUGGGUUGUUUGGUUCCAUUGAUUAUGUCUCACCAGAAGCUCUUUCUCAAGGCAGAAUUAGCUCUAAAACUGAUAUGUGGUCUUUGGGAGUAAUCUUGUAUAUUCUGCUCUCAGGGUAUCCACCGUUCAUUGCUCAAUCCAACAAGCAGAAACAACAAAUGAUACUGGCUGGUGAAUUCAGUUUCUAUGAGAAGACCUGGAAGAACAUUACUUCAUCAGCAAAACAACUGAUUACUGAUCUCCUGCAAGUUGAUCCUGACAGAAGACCAAGUGCUCAAGAUGUUCUAAGCCAUCCUUGGGUGAUAGGAGAUUCGGCAAAAGAGGAACAAAUGGACCCGGAGAUUGUCUCGAGACUGCAGAGCUUUAAUGCGCGCCGCAAACUCCGUGCUGCAGCAAUAGCUAGUGUGUGGACUAGCACCAUUUUCUUAAGAACCAAGAAGUUAAAAUCUUUACUAGGGUCACAUGACCUUAAGGAGGAUGAAAUUGAGAAACUCAGGAUACAUUUUUCCAAAUUGUGUGCAAAAGGUGAUAAUGCUACUCUAUCCGAAUUCGAGGAGGUGCUGAAAGCGAUGAACAUGUCAUCCCUGAUCCCAAUGGCACCCCGCAUCUUCGAUCUAUUUGACAACAACCGCGAUGGAACAGUUGACAUGAGGGAGAUACUAUGUGGUUUCUCCAGCCUCAGGAACUCUCAAGGAGAUGAUGCUCUCCGUCUGUGCUUCCAGAUGUAUGAUACAGACCGAUCUGGGUGCAUCACGAAGGAAGAAGUAGCAUCGAUGCUCAGAGCUUUGCCCGAGGACUGCCUCCCAGCAGAUAUUACAGAACCAGGGAAACUAGACGAAAUAUUCGAUAGGAUGGAUGCCAACAGUGAUGGAAAAGUCACCUUUGAUGAGUUCAAAGCUGCAAUGCAGAGAGACAGUUCCCUUCAAGAUGUAGUCCUCUCAUCACUUCGGCAACGAUAA